Dendronephthya gigantea is the source of this 1349-nucleotide messenger RNA. RefSeq lists its product as uncharacterized. The record is from RefSeq and is a predicted model, not a curated record. The coding region runs from base 119 to 943 and encodes 274 amino acids. Lineage: Eukaryota; Metazoa; Cnidaria; Anthozoa; Malacalcyonacea; Nephtheidae. The transcript has 3 exons.
UUCAUUAAGGCCUGCAUGCUUGUAAGAAAAAGGCAGGGAAGUGGCAAUAAAAGGAAAAUUUAUAAUGAAAAGUGCAUGAUAAAUAUUAAUUUAUUCAUACAUGUUUUAGACCUUUCCAAUGCCGAGCAUGGAUACCACUUGUGAAAUGACAAGCUUUACACCGGAUUACAAAGGGCGAACUACCAACCACACCUCAAGUACAGCCAGUACAAUGUAUACCACCGCUGCCGGUACGAGGAAUGACACCACCUCUACGAGAAACGUUACCGUGAACGGAACUAACAACGCCGCAUCAACACGUAACGAUGAAUACAGUUCGAAACUGAUUGUCGGGUCCGUAAUCGGUGUUGGUAUGGCAGUUGUUCUCAUAAUUAUUUUAGUGAAAACAUUUGGUGGCAAUAAUGAUCCUCCACCCAAUAAACCAGAUACCUAUUACAUUUCUCACUACCCGGAAGGUGAUAAUUUUGUGAAAGAAUUAAAGAAGUUCGUUAAGUGGCUGGAUGAGAAUGGGUUUAAUGUUCAAAUGUUGACAGAUGAAGAGGACUUGUUGAGUGCUGAAAAUAAAUGCUUAAGACGAGAACUUAUGUCGUUCAGGUUUCGCGAACAUAUGAUAAGGACCUCAGAUAAAGUAUUCGUCAUCCUUUCGCCGUUGUAUAUAAGACUUUGUGAGAUGAGGGAGGACGAUGUUCUGAAUGAAAACCUUACCGAAGAAGAGAAAAUGGUGAAAAGAGAGAUUGCCCAAAUCAGGUGUGAACUGAAUGAAACUAUCUUUCGCACCGAUCGAUUCAUUCCAAUUCGUUUUCGCUUGGGCGAAAUGGCCAGCAUUCCUUUUUGGAUAAAGGACUUUGAACUGUUUUCCUGGCCCGAGGAAAAAACAACUACGAGGCUUUUGAAUAAGUUGAAUGGCUUGCCUGAAUAUCACCUUUCAGUUUCCCAGAAUUAGUUACAGCAGGUAUGUUGUGUCAAGCAAGGGUGAUGCGCACGGCUUUUCAGCAUCUAAACUUACCUCGAUGUAAAACCGCGUAUUCAGUAGGCAUCUUUUCCUUUCUCGGAUGGUAAAAGCACAGUUUUUGAUAAGUACAUACAUAUGGUCAUAUAAAAUAUGUUUUGAACAACACUAUAUUUGUAGACAAGGAUCGUCCGCGGCGCAAAUAUUCCACCACAUCAUGCGUCUACUGCAUAACCACGCUAUGUCUAUGGAUAUAGUAUUCAAUGCAUUUGGAGAAUAAAGUUUGUAAUAUUUAUCCCGGGUUCUGUAAAUUUAGCACUUAUAACGCUGCUGUAAAUAUUAAAAUGUAAUUAAACCUUGUAUUCUACUGGACGGAGUUUUGUGAGUUUUUCUCUGUUUA